AUGGGAGUAACCGGUUCUAAAGAAAACGUGACUAAAAAGCCUGUUGUGGUCGUCGUUGGGGGUGGGUAUGGUGGUGUUAAAUGUGCUCAAUCGCUCGACAAAAGUGGUCAAUUUUUUGUGGUACUUAUCGAUCGUAAAUCGUAUUUCCUACACAAUAUCGCUACAUUACGUGCAUGUGUAGAGAAAAAUUAUGCAAAUCAGAUUAUGAUCCCAUACGAUCGGGUACUCACUAAUGGUUGUGUUGUACACGCGGAAGUCGUAUCCAUUUCUUCGAAUGGUGUCUUUGUUCACGGAUACGAUCAACCCAUUCAUUUUAAUUAUUUGGUCAUUGCUACUGGAUCUUCCUAUGCAUUUCCCGGCAAAGUAGCUGAUCCUCAACGUAAUCAAGCACUUUCACGGUACAGUACCAUGCGAGAAGAGAUCUACAAAGCACAGCAAAUCCUUGUUAUCGGUGGUGGUCCUGUUGGAAUCGAACUUUGUGGUGAAAUAGCGACGGAUUUUCCAAACAAAGAGAUUACUCUCGUACACGGUGGUUCCACCUUGCUUCAACCGAACGUAUUCCGAGAAGAAAUGUAUACUAAUCUUCAAAGACAACUUCAACAUAUGGGGGUUAAAAUCCUGCUGAAUGAUCGGAUCAAAGUAGCAAGUACCGAUAAUGCAAAACCACCGGUAAAUUAUAUCCGUGGUAAGCAAACGUAUGUUACUGAAAACAACAAACAAUCAGUAACAGCUGAUCUAACCUUUAUUUGUACUGGAGCACGAGUGAACAACAAGAGUUUGAUGAUGAGUGACUUGGCAGACAAAGUUGAUACUCAAAGUGGUCGACUCAAAGUCAAUGGUUAUUUGCAAGUCGAAGGACACACAAAUAUUUUCGCCAUUGGUGACAUAAGUAACAAGGAAUCGAAAAUGGGUUACUAUGCCGGCAAUCAAGGGGAAUAUGUCGCAUCUUUGAUUCCUAUCAUUGAAAGAAACAAGCCCUAUCCUAAAGAAUAUCAACCUGGGCAAUAUCCAGCCAUGUUUGUUACACUUGGACGAAAAGGUGGAGUGGGUCAAAUGCCAACUAAAAAUGGUUUUAUUGUUGGAAAUACACUGGUGAAAUUGCUGAAAUCAAAAGAUAUGGGGACUUCACGCACACAGUCGAUGAUGAAUUACAAAGCGCACUCUCUAGAUGAAUCUCUAUCGGACCAUCCAUCGGCUUAUUCGCAUAAACUUCUUUCGCUCAAAGAAUGUAUGGAACUGACAGAAAAGGAUGCGGAAGAAUUGCUUGCCGGUCUUCCGGAAAAACAAAUUGAACUCGGUCAAGAUUUUGUUUAG
This is a messenger RNA of Adineta ricciae, 1314 nucleotides long. The record is from the annotation of a GenBank genome assembly. Lineage: Eukaryota; Metazoa; Rotifera; Eurotatoria; Adinetida; Adinetidae.